AUGGUCCUUUGCCCCGUGUGUAGCAAGCCCGUCAAGGAUGCCAAGAUCAACGAGCAUCUCGACAGCGACUGCAAUGCCUUCCUCGUCGAGCAUGAUGCUGCCGACACACCCACAUCUACCAAGACUCACAGCUUCUUCACGCCUGGCGCUCGUACUCUGAAGCCGCCAACGGCCAUACAGAAAAAUGUCCAUCCCACAUCAUCGCCACCGCCUGCACUCCCAAUUGGCAUGCAGCGAACAGAGCGGCCCAUUACGCCCACGGGUACGAAGCGAUCGUUUGGCGAGGGGAAAGAGGAACACACCAAUAGCGAACAAUCGCCCAAUGCGCCAAAACGAGCAAGGAGACUGAAGGCGGUAGAGGAUGCCAUGCCGCUGGCCGAGCGCAUGCGACCAAGUGCACUCGACCAAGUCUAUGGUCAAGAGUUGGUUGCGCCCGGUGGCGUCCUCAGAGGCAUGGUGGACGAGGGCAAGCUGCCCUCCAUGGUGCUUUGGGGCCGGCCUGGCACGGGGAAGACGACCAUCGCACGACUCAUCGCGAACACCUCAGGCGCAAGAUACGUUGAAAUCAACAGCACGAGUACAAAGCUUGAACAAGUUAGGAAGAUCUUCGCAGAGGCUGCCAGUGACCUACAGCUCACAGGGCGCAAGACAAUAGUCUUUUGUGACGAGCUGCAUCGCUUCUCCAAGACCCAGCAGGAUGCCUUUCUUGGGCCAGUGGAAUCGGGCACCAUAACACUGAUAGCUGCCACUACUGAGAACCCCUCUUUUAAAGUCAUCUCAGCUCUUCUCUCACGAUGCCGCACCUUCACCCUCGACGACCUCAAGGAAGACGAUCUUGUACGAAUCCUAGAACGAGCCCUGGCCUCGGAGAACUGCACCUCCCCGCUCCUCGACAGGUCCAUGUUAACCUAUUUUGCCCAAUUCUCCGACGGGGACGCCCGUACCGCCCUCAACCUACUCGAUCUCGCCAUGAACCUCGCCAAGAACCCAGACAUGACCAAGGAGAAGAUCCAACAAAGCCUCACCAAAACUCUCGUCUACGACCGCGCAGGCGACCAACACUAUGACACCAUCUCCGCUCUGCACAAAUCCAUUCGUGGCUCCAACCCAGACGCUGCUCUCUACUAUCUCGCCCGCAUGCUUGAAUCCGGCGAAGACCCACGCUACAUUGCGCGUCGCCUCAUCGUCGUCGCCUCCGAAGACGUUGGUCUCGCAGACAACACCAUGCUCUCCCUCGCAACCGCCACUUACUCUGCCUGCGAGAAAAUCGGCAUGCCAGAAUGCCGCAUCAAUCUCGCCCACGCCGUCACCGCUCUAUCCCUCGCGCCCAAGUCCACACGCGCCUACCGCGGCAUGAACAACGCAAUGGAAGCGCUAAAAGAGCCCGGUGUUGCGGCCCUCCCGAUACCGCAUCACUUGAGGAAUGCGCCCACGAGGUUGAUGAAAGACAUGGGGUAUGGGGAGGGCUACAAAUAUAAUCCCCACUUUCUGGAUGGCAAGGUCAAACAGGAAUACCUCCCCGAAGCCCUCAAAGGGCGCUUCUUUUUGGAGGAUCUCGAUCUUGGUAGUAAGAUUGAUGCAGACCUUGUGGACGAAGAUGAAUUAGUUCCCGAGAUUGACGACUAG
This is a messenger RNA of Plenodomus lingam JN3, 1626 nucleotides long. RefSeq lists its product as uncharacterized. Gene Ontology annotation, molecular function: DNA binding; ATP binding; ATP hydrolysis activity. Gene Ontology annotation, cellular component: nucleus. Gene Ontology annotation, biological process: DNA synthesis involved in DNA repair; DNA repair; DNA-templated DNA replication. The record is from RefSeq and is a predicted model, not a curated record. Lineage: Eukaryota; Fungi; Ascomycota; Dothideomycetes; Pleosporales; Leptosphaeriaceae.